Molecule: messenger RNA, 3268 nt
Organism: Tribolium madens (black flour beetle)
Lineage: Eukaryota; Metazoa; Arthropoda; Insecta; Coleoptera; Tenebrionidae
Exons: 6
Coding region: 204-1781 (525 amino acids)
Source: RefSeq, a predicted model, not a curated record
UUUACAUAACCUGUAUUUCGUGUAAUCUUGUUUUUUAAUAAAUUAUUCAAGAAAAAUGUUAUAGUACAGCUAAAUACUUAUUUAAAAAAACUUUAAUUUCGAUUAUCGUGUUACCAGUAAGUUUUUUUUUAAAUGCAUAAAAUGGCUCUAUUUACGUAAAUGUUUUUAUCAGUAUUAAUCCCCUAAAAGAUUAACUUUUUGUCAUGGAACGCGAAAUCCAGGGGGCUUCAGGAUCUGCGGAGCCUGAAAUCGAGUCGAAAGAGAAAAAACCACCAGAAGAGCCACCCAAUCAGCCCCUCAGCCCCAACGCUCUUAAAGUCGCAGCAACUGAAUGUUUAAACAGCUGGGUCAAUUAUUUACAAGUUUUGAACAGUAUGUGUUCCGCAGGUCUGCGCUUAUCCCAAUCAUUACUCACCCUUGCUCAAAUGCAGAAUGUUCAGUUGGCAACCCUGUGCCAAACCAGUUGGGAGGAACUAACAAAAGCCACAAUUUUCGCGAGCAAUUCCGUCAAGACUCACAUCGCGGCUGCCAUGCAAGACAUGAGCAUCGGGGACACCUUCACCGAGGCCGACGCCCAAAGACAGCAAGACCACAACCAGCAGAUCAUCACCGAGAACCUCCUCACCUUCAUCAACCUCCACUACCAAUUCUCCAUCGCUGGAUGCGAGUGUUUCGGCUCGAUGGCGAUGUGCCCCUCGUGCCAAGCCACUCCUGGGGGCCUCCACGACCCCGACUGCGGCAUGGCAGCCCUGCAGCAGUGCUUUGCCCGACUCUCCGAGUCGCGUUCGCAGACCUCCAGUCCCCAUUUCUCCACUCUGGACAGCCCCAAAGCGGGGGAGUUCCCGAAAGCGCAAAGCCCCCUCAGCGCUGAACCGUACCAGGAGUUGCACAGGGGGCCCAGUCCCAUCCCGCUUGAGACGAUUAGGGGGCCGUUCCCGAAUCCGGGACAGCUUUUUACGAUGAAAGCCCCGUUUCCGGGGAGGGGGUCCAGGUCACCGUUGCAUUUUCCGCUGUUUCCGCUCAGUGGGCAAAGGAGGUGGUCGGAGGCGGCGGCGGCGGAGGUGGUGGGGGAUAGUGGGGACGGCACGAUGAGAAGGUGGUCCAUGCCGUGGGACUGCGGGAGGGUGGAAGCGGGGCCCUGGCAACAGAGGUACUUGCCUUCUAAGUUGGUAGUGCCGACGAGUACUUCACAGGAGAGGAGCAGGAGCACCACUCCAGAGGCGACCCCUCAGCCUGGGACCAUAACAAGUGGCGAGGGGCUCGCCGAGGCAAUUCAGCUGCUCUCCUGCCGCCCAACUCGCUCCUCAAUCCCCCAAACCUCCCUCCCCGGUCAUCCUGGGGGCCCCUUCAUCCCCCCUUGGGCUGAAACUCACGAAGAAAGAAUGCAUAGGAGGAUGUACCCAGGCCCGGCUUCGCAGCGGGGCAACUGGCAAUCCAUCGACGUCCCCCAUCCCAGUGGGAUGUCAGUGACUGAACACUACGAUAUUUUUCCAGCAGGGCUUCCAUUAACUUCUAGGAAAAGUAGCUCAUCAACGGACUCAUCCUCUUGUCUUUCGAUCCACAGCAGGUCCACAACGAGUUCGUCUGAGAGGGGCUCCGACAGUGCUGCUAGUGGUGGUGACGCAAUGAGACUCCAUACGAAUUUAUACUCCAUGUGGAGCGGCAGCGAGCAUCUCCCCUUUAUCAGACUCCCCGAAUCUCAGGAACCUCAAGAUGACAGCGACACCGACGAUCUUCCCACCGAAAAAAGUGGGAAAUCGCCGUUUCCGAGACCAACAUAACACGUUUCGUGAUAAAUUUUAGUUCAUUCUCAAGGUUAGUGACUAUUCACACAUUUAUUUCAAUUUUGGGUGUUUGUCCUCGAAAUUAUAUACAGAUUUGUCAACAAGAAAUUACCACCUAGGAUUUGAAUUUUUAGGAAAAUUACGUUUUUCAUGUUGUUUGUAACUAGAAUCUUCAGAAGUAAUUUUGAAUGCCUAGGGUUGUUGUUGACGGUUGACGUUUGUGACUUUACCUAAAUUUUUGACACACCCUAACCAAAUUUAUGGCAACCUAUUCACGAAUAUCCCUAAAUCCUAGGUAGUAAUUUAAUUUCUUGUUGAUACGAUAAUAAGUUUGAUCAUCAAUCAUCCAUCUAGGUGUCGUAUUUGACGUUUUUCUAGUCCAAUCUUUUAUAUUUGGUGUAAAUUAAUGUAAGACUUAUUUAUUUUUUACCAAAUGUUUUAUUACCUAUAUUAAAAUUUUAUACUAGUGCGAUUCCCAGGGCGGAAAUAUCGUUAAAAAACGACCAAAAAGCGAUAUGAAACAACCGAAAAAAACCUAAAAAAUAAGUCUGGGCAUAAUUUUUUAAUUUGAAAAAAGAAUUUACAAUCUUAACGUUGGCAAUCCUGUAUAUUACAUUAGUGGUUGUAAAUAAAUAUUGAUUUUCGUGUGAUGAUCCUCGCGUGACCACAAAAUAAUGAAUUCCAUUUUCAUUUCACACAUUCAACAAGAAAGAGAUAUUCCAAAUUAGGUACAAUAUUUUUUAUAAAAACCCCAAAAAAACGUAAAUAAAUACUUCAUCAUAAUUUAGAUUUUUUUGCUGUUGGGUUGGUGACAGGUUAAAUCUAGAUUUAUAAAUUUAAACUGCCACUUAUCGUAAAAAAAUCUUUUAUCUUAAAUUCACAAUGAGCGACAGUUAAAAGAAGGUAAAAAGACUUUGGUAUAGAUACCAAUCUAAUAAAUAUCCCUAGACGUAAUUGCAAAGUAAAGAUGGCAAAAAUUUGGUUAUUUUUUAGUGAUUUUUGUAUGUGUCAAUUUUGGUACGGAACAAAAACCCGUUUUAAGGUUUUUUGGGUGCUUUUCAGGUAAUUAUGUUUGAUUUUAAACGAUUUUCAACCAUAUUUUUAAUAUGUCCGCCACCUCUAGAGUGAGUUAUGCCUAUGUUGGUAACAGAAGUAACUAAAUUGUGUCAACAAUUCUGACAGGCGCAAUAGAUUUUGUAUAUUAGAUAUUCUAACCAUAUUUUUUCAGUACUGUUAUUAAAAAAAAGCAAUUGGAUGUUAAAGUCGGGUUUACACAACUCAGUUUUUACAAAUUUACAUCGACCACUAUGAAUUGACUUCAUUUUUGGGGUGGAUAAAAAUUAGUGAUUUUUUAGCAAUUUUUUUUCCUGUUUUUGGUCCUUUUUUAAUAUUUCCGCUCUGGUCCUGAAGUAACAUUUUAUAUACUUCUUAUACUGAUAAUAAAAUGUACAAGUAUUAGUAUACAACACGUCUAUUUUUUUUCU